UAAAAAUUCGACGAAGCAACUGCCGGCAGCAAAUUAAAAUCUUCAAAAAUGUUUCAUAAUUAACAAUAACCAUUGUUUUCAAUGGUAAAUAGUUUUAACAUGGCCACGUGAACAUACUGUGUUAAUUAUAUUUGUUUUUUAAGAAAUAAACUAAAUAUAAACUUCAAGGAUGGAAAACCGUAAGCCAAAUAAAUAUGGGGUUAUCGAAGACCUUCUCGGUUUAACCGAUUCCGAAGAUUCAUCGUCGUCAUCUAAUACAGGGGUGUUCGAGACGCACCAGCCGUUCGUGCUAGAGCUCCACGACCUGGUGAAGGAUGACCCGGCAGCGGAGAACCCGGCUCCCGAAACCAAGGUGAAGAAGCACAGAAAGAAGAAGGGACAGCCUGGGGCCAACCAAGGAGCUGCCAGCGACACGUCAAGCAGCGUGUCCGAAAGUUCCGUGCCUCCUACUGGUCUAGAAGAGCACAGCAGAGAAGAAUUCUACGACGCCCAUGAGAGCUACCAUGGCUUGACAGAGAACCAAGCGGCAGCCAACCCAGUGGCGGCGGCGGGGCUGGUGCAGGCCAGGUCGGAGCACGGGCCCACGCCCAAGCUGACUCAGGAGCAGACCAACGUCCAGCAGACACAGGGCUCGGCGUCGAGGCGGGAACCAUCCACUACUGUCACGAAACCUACAGCAAAUCCGAAAUGAAAACACUGAUCAACCAACCAGACCCGCAUCUACAGUGAUAAACUAACUUUACUUUACAU
Ostrinia furnacalis (Asian corn borer) is the source of this 750-nucleotide messenger RNA. RefSeq lists its product as uncharacterized. The record is from RefSeq and is a predicted model, not a curated record. The coding region runs from base 170 to 691 and encodes 173 amino acids. The transcript is spliced from 4 exons. Lineage: Eukaryota; Metazoa; Arthropoda; Insecta; Lepidoptera; Crambidae.